AUGGCAGAGAGUGAAAAUAAUAAACAAUCACGCCCGCAAUUUGGAAAUAGAGUACUAAAAAAAGAAGAUAAUGUAUUUCAACAUAAUGCAUGGGACAACGUUGAAUGGGAUGAUGAGCAACAAAAAUUAGCACAGCAAAAGGUAGCACAAAAUUCAGAAAUUACAGCUUCCGAAAAAGAACUUGAACUGUAUGAAAUAGAGGCAAGUAAAAAUUGGGACAAAUUUUAUGGAAUUCAUCAGAACAGAUUUUUCAAAGAUAGACAUUGGUUAUUCACUGAAUUUCCUGAAUUAGCUCCGUACAAAGUAAAAGAUGAUCUCAGUGUGCCUGAGAAGGUUGAACUAGAACAGAAAAAAGAAACUAAGGAUCAAAAAGAGUUGGAAGAAAAUUCAUUGACUGAACAAAGAAUAUUAGAAAUUGGUUGUGGAGUUGGGAAUACUAUUUUUCCAAUUCUUGCUUAUAAUUCAAAUCCAAAAGUUUAUUUGUACGGCUGUGAUUUUUCCUCUGUUGCUAUUGACAUAUUAAAAACACAUAAAGAGUAUGAUGAAUCACGUUGUAAAGCAUUUGUAUUGGAUAUUAGUCAAGAUGACUGGGAUGUGCCUUUUGAACCCAAUAGUUUAGAUAUUGUCUUGUUAAUAUUUGUCCUUUCUGCAAUUAAACCAGAUAAGCAAAUUCAUGUAGUCAAACAAAUUUAUCGGUAUUUAAAACCCGGAGGUCUAGUUCUUUUUAGAGAUUAUGGAAGAUACGACUUAGCUCAACUGAGAUUCAAAAAAGGCCAAUGUCUUGGAGACAAUUUUUAUGCUAGAGGGGAUGGUACACAGGUUUAUUUUUUUACUCAAGAAAAUCUCAAGGGCUUAUUUGAAGGAUGUAAUUUCAAAGAGGAACAAAAUAUUGUUGAUAGACGAUUACAAGUUAAUCGCGUGAAUAAUCUCAGUCCACUAUUAUCAGUUUAA
Messenger RNA from Cotesia congregata, 951 nucleotides. Lineage: Eukaryota; Metazoa; Arthropoda; Insecta; Hymenoptera; Braconidae. The record is from the annotation of a GenBank genome assembly.